Kogia breviceps (pygmy sperm whale) is the source of this 2667-nucleotide messenger RNA. RefSeq names its product protein phosphatase 1 regulatory subunit 3D (gene PPP1R3D). Gene Ontology annotation, biological process: regulation of glycogen biosynthetic process. Gene Ontology annotation, cellular component: protein phosphatase type 1 complex. Gene Ontology annotation, molecular function: protein phosphatase 1 binding; glycogen binding. The record is from RefSeq and is a predicted model, not a curated record. NCBI's taxonomy places the organism in Eukaryota, Metazoa, Chordata, Mammalia, Artiodactyla, Physeteridae.
UGUAAGUAACGCCAGGGCCCGGGGGUGGGAGCGGCCGCUGGGCGGACACCGCCUUCCCCCAGGCACCCGGGAGGAAGCAGAAGGCCGGCGCCACCCCCACGCUCCGCGGUGGCCCCGAAAAGCUUCCACGGGAGCAAGCACUCAUCUCUUGAAAUCAGCUUUUUUUUGCUGCCCAAAGCGAAAAACCCGGGCGAGGACUCGCGGGGCGAGAACUCGAAGGGCGAAGUGGCUGUCGAGGGGAGGGCGCAGCCGGCCCACUGGAUCCCCUGCAGGCAGAGGUUCCGACGGACCCUCCCCAGGGGCUGCUGAGCACGGCCGGGGACACCGAGGGAGCGGACGCGGGAUCGGAAGGCCGCCCCUCGUUUCCACUUCCCCAUCGCCCGACAGCCGGCCAGGCCAUGUCCAGAGGCCCGGGCUCCGCGGUCCUCCCCGCCGCCGGUUUCCGGAAGCCCGCCCCGCGGAGCCUCAGCUGCCUCUCGGACCUGGACGGCGGCGCGGCCCGGGAGUCGUGGCCCUGCAGGCCCCCUGGGAGCCCGGGCAGCGCGCCGCCGCCGCCGCCCGCGCCGUCCGGCUGCGACCCCUGCCUGCGGCCCAUCAUCCUGCGGCGGGCGCGCUCGCUGCCCAGCUCGCCCGAGCGCCGCCAUAAGGGCGCGGGCGCGCCGGGCGCUGCGUGCCGGCCGGGCUGCAGCCGGCAGCACCGCGUGCGCUUCGCCGACGCUCUGGGCCUGGAGCUGGCGCAGGUCAAGGUGUUCAACGCGGGCGACGACCCGUCCGUGCCGCUGCACGUGCUGUCGCGGCUCUCCAUCAACUCGGACCUGUGCUGCAGCAGCCAGGACCUGGAGUUCACCCUGCAGUGCCUGGUGCCCGACUUCCCGCCGCCCGUCGAGGCCCCUGACUUCGGCGAGCGCCUGGGGCGGCAGCUCGUGUGUCUGGAGCGCGUCACCUGCUCAGACCUGGGCAUCAGCGGUACGGCGCGCGUGCGCAACCUGGCCUUCGAGAAACAGGUGGCGGUGCGCUACACGUUCUCGGACUGGCGCAGCGCGCACGAGGCGGUGGCGCGGUGGCGCGGGCCGGCGGGCACCGAGGGCGCCGAGGAUGUCUUCACCUUCGGCUUCCCGGUGCCGCCCUUCCUGCUGGCGCUCGGCUCCCGCGUGCACUUUGCGCUGCGCUACCGCGUGGCCGGCGCCGAGUACUGGGACAACAACGACGGCCGCGACUACAGCCUCACGUGCCGCAACCAUGCGCUGCACAUGCCGCGCGGGGAGUGCGAGGAGAGCUGGAUUCACUUCAUCUGAGCCUCCGCGCUCAGGCCGCACCCCCGCUCACUUCCUGGCUGGGCUCUCGCAUCUGGGCAGUGGCCCUUCCUCACACCCCAUCCCCUAAACGAGGUCGUCUGACCUCACUUCCCCCUGUAAGGUGUGCUGGCAUGGCCCGUCCUGUCUUCUACUUGCAUUGUCUGUGUCACUUGGUCUAAAAAGUAACCUCAGGUGCCAGAAGGCCGAGCUGUGUCCUAUGCUGGGGUGGGGUGCUGGGUGGGUAGACGCAUGGGUGCGUUGGCCCCUCUGAAGAAGGCCCAGGCAGGUGGUUUUGGAAAGGCCUGCAUCCUCCCUCUGGGAAACCCUGUGACUUUUGCGUGUGUCCUGACUGGGUCUCUGUGAAUAUAGCUGUUAUUUAUCAUCAUUGUGAUGUUGGGACUUUUUACCCUUAGUGGAUGCCUUCUUCGGAACAUUCUGGAUUUAAUAAGCUAAAAAAGAAAAAAGUCAUUUUGUGUGUUUGUGCCCAUUGUAAACAGAAUGUACAGUGUGACCCCCAUUAUGGUCCCCUGUGGCAUUCCUGCCCUGGGACAAGAAAAACCUGAGAUCACAUUUGCUUGCCAAUGUCUGUAGGCUUCUAACAGCCGGGAAACUAUUAAUAGGCAAGAAAUUUAUGCCUCAUCCGGUCAUCUUACAACCAUUCCUGGGAGUUCAGGCUGCCCGGUUAGGCUGUGUGUCUCCUGCAUCAGCAAUUGCGAAGGAAGAAAAUGCUUAAAACUUUUAACUAGCGAAAGAGCCCUUUCUGCAGUCUCUUUUCACACGUCAUGUAUUAUUCUUGUACAUGUUUGAUAAUUAUGUAUCUGCACUUUAUCAGGCCAUUCUGUUUAGAUUUGAACUACCUAAAUAUUUAAAGAAAGUUUGCCUUAAGUUAUUUCAGUUUUCAGGCAACUAUGGAAUUUCGGGCAACGAUGCCCUUUGCGAUUACCUUUUUGAUGAAUGAAGGUGACUCUCUUUAUGUCUUAAGCGUCAAAGGUUUCAGCAGUCAUCUUUCAGAAAUCACGUUACCAAGUGGAACUAGCAGGUAUUUUCAGCAACAGCCAGACGGAAGGAAAAACAAUACACAAAUAUUUAUACUAUUUAAGUGUUUUAAACUGUAUUUAUAUAUGCCUGGUUUUAUCAGCUCCCUGCCAACUUUGUUCUUUGUGCCUUCAGAUAGAACAGUUUAACCUCGUCUGGACUUGUUUCCCAACUUUAAAAUGUUAAAUGCUGUUUUUUUUUUUUUUUUUAAUCUCCAAGAAGUCAAGGCCAUUGUCCCCUGCAGAGUGCCACAAGAACUUAAAACCUCAGUGAGGGGCUGGCGAUUGUUUUUGGUGCUGAGUGGUGGUCUGACAGCAGGUGCUAGCACUGAGGUGUG